This is a messenger RNA of Manduca sexta (tobacco hornworm), 1153 nucleotides long. RefSeq names its product sarcoplasmic reticulum histidine-rich calcium-binding protein. The record is from RefSeq and is a predicted model, not a curated record. The transcript has a single exon. The coding region runs from base 16 to 1029 and encodes 337 amino acids. NCBI's taxonomy places the organism in Eukaryota, Metazoa, Arthropoda, Insecta, Lepidoptera, Sphingidae.
UCUAAACAAGUAUAUAUGUUGGGCAACGGGCAUGUCAAAUUAUUACAGCACGGGUUGCAGAGCCAGACACAUCUCAUCAUGAUCAAAACAGCUGUUUGCGUUUUGUUCGCGGUGGCAGCGGGGGUUCAGGUGGAUUACGCACCGGCGGCUACCAGCUACAUCUACCGCAGCGACAACGCCGGCCCGGCGAGUCUAAUCCACGUCGGAGCUUACAAACCUUUACCGUACGCACCGCUGCCUUUAGCCGAGUAUGCUCCAGCGCCGCUGCCCUAUGUUGCAGCCAAGCCCAUCGCUAUUGAAGACGCUGAGCAUGAUGAUGAGGACGAACACUCUGAAGAAUACAUCGAUGGAGGUGAUCUAGACGGCCACGGAUUUGCUAAAGGCGGCGGUAACGAUUUCGGUGCAAAACAUCACUCCGAGCACGGUGAAAAGGGCAGCAAGGGCUAUCAUUCCAAGGAUCACGUUGCGAAGGGUGAAUCUGGACACUACGGCAAUGAACAUAAAGAGGGUUUCUACCAUGAAGGUGAAGGAGGAAAGAAGGGACAUCACGAUGAGGUCGACGCUCACGGUAAACACAGUGCAUCCGGCGAGAGCUACAAAGGCGGAGACCAUGGGUAUAAGCAGCACCACAGCAAGGGCGAAGACAUCACCGGCUACCACAAGGUCUUCCACAAGGACGAGUUCAAGAAGGACCACGAUUUCUACGACGUUGCCGACAACAGCGGUCACUUCAAGAAGCAUGGCUUUGAGAACGAGCACCACGGAUCCGAGAAGGGAGCUCAUGAGAAAGGCGGACACCACGAUUCAGCUGCCGAUAAGGGUGAAUUUGGUAAAGCGGGCUCCUAUGCUAAAGGCCAUAUUGAUGAUCUCCAUAAGGGCCAUUCUGCCGAGGAGGGUGCAGAUAGCCAUUACAACCAUCACGACGACUUCGGCAAGAAGGGUGCCAGUAGCCAUGAAAAGGACUACGCUUACGGCGAUGAUGACGAUUACGAUGAUGAUGAUGACGAAGAUGAUCAUCACAAAGCAUAGAAUAGGCUCGAGUCAUUGUAAAUAUGUGUUAUAAUGUUAACAGUUCGUGAUAUUUUGUUAUGUUUGAUAUGCGAUGAUGCUUUACAUAUUUUUUAUAGCAUUGAAUAAAUAUUUGGAGUAUAAA